Molecule: messenger RNA, 198 nt
Organism: Penicillium waksmanii
Lineage: Eukaryota; Fungi; Ascomycota; Eurotiomycetes; Eurotiales; Aspergillaceae
Exons: 1
Coding region: 1-198 (65 amino acids)
Source: RefSeq, a predicted model, not a curated record
AUGGCUGGCACCGGUUCUGGAUUGAGCACAGACCGAAGGGCUGGCAUGGGCAAUGAGCUGGGAUCUGAACUUGGAACUGGUACCAGACUGCAAAUGGGCACUAGGGCCGGGACUGGCAGUGAAGACGACACCAGCACGGGUGCUGUUCGAUUAUCUCGCGGAUCUCCACUGGGAAUUCUGGAGUUGAUCAAAUCUUGA